Astrephomene gubernaculifera is the source of this 5962-nucleotide messenger RNA. The record is from the annotation of a GenBank genome assembly. NCBI's taxonomy places the organism in Eukaryota, Viridiplantae, Chlorophyta, Chlorophyceae, Chlamydomonadales, Astrephomenaceae.
AGUAUAUUGGGGUCCAGGGUGGUGGCGAUUGCGCAUAGGCUGGCACGGUGACAAUGCGGUAGAAGCCGUGCAGACGCGCUACACAUACCUGAUGUACCCUUCUUAUGGCUUUUUACUACCCUGGAAAAACUGAUUGGCCUGGCUCUUUCUGUGACGUUUAGUUGGUUGUGGUGGAGGGCCUAUAUUCGCGGCCGGUCGUCCGCAUAGCCAUAAUUUGUAAUUGCAAUUUAAAUGGCAGUAUAAAAUAGCACAGGUGAUCGAAUCUCUAGGCUCGGGCCGCUGAGGCGGUCGGCUGGAGGCGCGAGCGGCUGGUAUGCUGGACAGCCGAUGUGCGGGUCAAGAGCUGAGAGGCUUCUCAAGCUCUCACUGCCUGCCAUGGGCUCGUAUCCCCACCCGGCGAAUCUCGCAGCGCACGACAGACAUCAAUUCGCAAAGCUACAGUCAAGAUGAGGAACGAAUUGCAAGUGGGCGUCUGGCCUGCUCCUCGACUUCUUGUUGCUGCGCCAAUACCUUGGCUACGACCCUGGAUAGCCUUCCACUUGCCCACAACCACCACCACAGAAUCGGCCUAGACCUUCAAUAUGUGGAUCAGGGAGGCAACGCGGACCGCCACCCAGCAGCAGCAGCAGGCAGCGGGGCCCGGGCGCGUCACCUCCCGGGGGGCCGUACGGACCAGCAGCGGCAGCAGCAGCGGCAGUGGAGGCAGGUGAAGGGGGAUGAGGGACCGACGCUGGAGCAGCACGAGCAGCAGCAGCGGGCCCAGUCCUCUUCCUCAUGCUGCGGGAGCUGCGAGGCUGGGCGGGAGUGCACCGGUACGCCCCUGCACCAGCGCCCCAGCAGCAGCAGCAGCGGCGGCGGCGCAUGCGACAACACCGGGAGCGACGGCGGUACCGGCGGUGGCGGCAUCAUGGGCGACGCCAGCAGAGCCGGUGCGCACAUGAGCGGCAGUGCUGACGAUGCCACUCGCUGUCAGCCCUCUUGCCGUGGCAGUAGUGAUGGGGGGGCCGUACGACACGAUGAUGAUGGUAGCGGUAAUGAUGCCGCCACCCCAGUGUCGACAAGACAUCGUGGGGGGCGCAGCUCUCCCCCAGCACCCGCCAAAGCGCACCACCAGAGACCGCAGCAGUCCCUGACACCGCCGCCGCCAUCGCCACCUCCCUCGCCACCUCCCUCGCCACGGCACCGGAACACACAACACUCGACAGCAGCAGGCGGCGCCACAUCACACUCCAGGGCGACCGGAGCAAAACACAGUGGCAGGCACCCACCUAACAACCCCUCGGGCGGCCGCGGUGAAGAUACCGACAGAAGCCGCAGCAGCAGUCGUAGCAGCAGCCGUAGCGACCGCAGCAGAAGCAGCGCUGGACAAGUCAGCGGUAGCAGCAGCAGUCCUGGUGCCGGCAGCGGCCCAGGCAACAAGGGGAGCAGCAGCGGUCCACACCACCACCACCACCACCACCACCCCCUGAUGCAGCCCGCUCAGCUCACGACGCGCAUCACCGGCUGCACCUCAUGGCGACAACUGGACGAGCUGCUGCUGAUGACGUCAUCAACGCACCAACAGCUGAAUGCCGUACACGUCACGGCCAUUGCGACACGGCUCACACACCUGCAGACGCCACCACCGCCGCCACGGGCAGCCUGGUCGCGGCUGGGGACAGCUGACGGCGAAGAGGACGGUGGCGCUGUUGGGGGCAUCAGUGGAGGCAGCCAGCAAGAGCAGCAGGACCAGCAGGCCUGGCGGUCCUUCCUGCGGCGGCUGAUGUCGCUUGUGGAGAGCCGAGCCGCGCAGUUGGACGCACGGGGCAUUGCCAACAUCAGCUGGGCGCUGGCGAAGCUGCUGAGCUCGGGGAGGGGGUCCGUAGGGGACCGUGGCGGCGGCGGCAGCAGCAUUGGUGACGGUGGCGGCGGUGUUGAUGCUGAUGAGGGGGAGGGUGGCUAUGGAGGUGCAGGGCCGGCAGUGUCAGCAGCAGUGGAAAGCGGUUGCGAGGGAGCAGCGGCGUCGCUGCAGGCGGAAGCGCGGAGGCUUGUCGCUAUGCUGUUGAGCCUUCCUGUCGCCGACCCACGGGUCAGCGCCAGGAAACCCGUGUCUGGGCCCGUUGCCGGGGGUCGCGGUGGCGGUGGCGGUGGUGCGAUGGAGGCUCGGCACGUGGCCAACGCGCUGUGGGCGGUGGCCUCGCUCGGCGUCACGCGCAAUCCGACGGAAGAGGACUAUGCUGCUACGGGGGCCAGCAGCAGCAGCAGCCACGGGUGGGUGCCGCGAGCUAUGGCUGCCGCGCAGGACAUGUUGCGGACGGGUAGCUUCAGCGAGGAGGGGCUGUCGCAGCUCAUUUGGGCGGUUUCGGAGCUGCGACUGGCGCCAGGGCGAGGCUGGAUGUCGGAUUUCUACACCGCAACUGCACGCAUGGCGCCGCGGCUUCCAGCGCACAGCGUAUCCAACGUGCUACUGUCCUUGGCGCGCAUGGUGUCGGUCAACGUUGACGGCGUCGGCGGCGCCGUUGACCCUGGCGCUGACGUCAGCAGCAGCAGCAGCCGACACGCGGAGGCUGAGGUUGGGGCUCAGGCUGAGGCUUCUGCCGUGGGUUUUCAGCCGCCGGGCGAUGCCUGGCUGUCUCGUUUCCUGCAGGAUAGCGCGCCGUGCCUGGCAACCGCGGACGGAGAGGCGCUAGCAAACAUGGUGUGGGCGCUGUCCGCGCUCCUGGACGAUGACUCAACCAGAGCUGCAGCUCCUGCUGCUACCUCUCCUUUCACGACACACCCUUCCCUGCCGCCGUCACAACCGCCACCUCAGCUGUCGUCAUCACAGCAGUCCUCAUCACUGGCAUCUCCCAUCCCGCGCUACUGGUUUCGGAGCUACUAUACGGCACUAGCAGCGGCGGCGGCAGCAGCGGUUGCAAGCAGGGGCCAUGCCAGCGAAAGCAGCAGCAGCAGUGACGGGAGCGACGGUGGUGGCGGCGGCGACAGCGCCAUCCCCACCAGCCAUUCCUACCGGACAUCCUCCUCUUCCUCUUCCCAAGCGCGCAAGAUCUGCACUGAUGCGCAGCUUAGUUUGGCUGUGUGGUCGCUGGCGCGAUUGAGGGACGUGUUGCAGCGCCGGAGGGCGGUAGUGGCAGCAGCAGCAGGGGGAAGAGGCACCGUACCGUUGGCUGGUAUGUCGGGCGGUGGCGGCAUGUUGGGUGGUGAAAAUGAGACCAUGCUGCAGCAGCAAUCUCAGCCGCAGCUGCUGCCAGUGUUGUCGCCGCCGCCAGCGCUGGUGGCCGCAGCCGCUGCUCAGCUGCGCCUCGGGCUGACCAGCAUGCCCGACCAGAGCCUUGUAAUGGCCGGCUGGGCGCUGGAGCGGUUGCAACUGCCGCUGCAGCUGAGGCUGCUGCAAGCGGUGCCGCAACCGCAGAGCAUGGCGCACGCGGUUGCUGCCGUAUCCGAUGCGCUGUCACCCGCUCCCUCGGGCUCCGUCGCAGCAACACCGCAGGGUGGCACCUCCAGCAGCACCAGGUCAGCAGGUUUCGUAACCCAGGGAGACGAACACAUGUCGGAGCCUUGGCAGCAGGCUUGGUUCCAGGCAGCGGAGGGGCGGCUGUACGGCAUGAGCGGAUCCUGGUUGCUAAGAUGCCUUCAGACGGCGGCUGCAUGGGGGCAAGCGGACAACCAAGGAGGAGGAGGAGGAGGAGGAGGCAGCAGUGCCAGCGCCAGUGCUUGUAACGGUAGCGGGAAUGGCGGUGGAAGUGGCGGUGGAGGGAUGUCGGCAUGUUUCAGGGGCAACCGGGACGCGGAACGCUGGCUAGGAACGGCGCUGCGCGCCGUGUUGCAGCGUCGGCACUGCGUGUUGCGGCCGCGGCUGCUGCUGACGUGGAUGCGAGGGGCGGAGGCCUGUCUGCCGUACAGCUGUCCGCGGAGCAUGUUGCAGGCGGUGGCGGCGGCGGUACUGGAGGGCGCGUACGGCAGCGGCAGCAGUGACAGCGGCAGCAGCAGUGACAGUGGUAGCAGCGGCGGCGGCGGCAACACCGGCCGCGGUAGCUGGACCGUGACUGCGUUGCUGCAGUGCGGCUCGGCGCUGGCUCGGGCAGGCUACCUGCCGCAGCCCGCUUGGCGGCAGGCCUUCUUCCGCCGGGUGUUGCAGCUGUCAGAGCUGUCUCCGCUGCCACCGUCACCGUCGUCACCACCGCCGCAGUUGCAACAUGAACAACACCAUCAGCCGCAUGCAACGGAACCACCAACACCCUCAUCAUCCCCCCCAGGUGCCGUCCCCAGGCUGCCAGGGCCCCAGAGCAGCCCUCAGCAUGCAGCACCCUCUGCAGCACCAGCCGCCGCCAGCGCAGCUGGGAGUCAUGGUGUCAGGUUUGCGGAGGGUCAGCGGCAGGUGAUGGGUCCGCGGCACAGACUGUCAGUCAGCGACGUGGCACUGCUGCUGACGUGUACUCAGCGGUGGGGCGCCAACCCUAGCGACGCCACGCUGGCGGCGCUGCUGUACGGCGGAGUGCCGUACGAGCGCUGGGAUCCGCAGCUGGCGGCGGACAUAUGCCGUUUGCUGGUGCUGUUGUACACAGCAAAGCGGAAAGCGGCUGUGGCGCAGCAGCAGCAGCAGCAGAUGAAACACCGGCAGCAGAGGUUGUUGUGGCUACAGCAGCAGCAAAGUCAGCAGCCGCAUGGGGAAGAGCAGCAGCAGCAGCCGCAAUCCGAGGCGCAGCAAGCAGUAAACCUACACCACCAGCCGGGACCGGCUGAGGCAGCUGUAGUUGACAGGCAGGCGGGUACACAGCAGGACGUACAGGGCGCGGAAAACGGCGCACACGAACGGAGCCGGUGCCAUGCAGCCAGGAACAGCGCUGAGGCGCAAACGCCGCUCGAGGGUUUUGGGGAAGAGGAAGAAGAAAUGAGUGACGCCGCAGCGCAGAGGAGGGUAGGGCUGCCGCCGCUGGCUGCUCCCGGGGCUGAUGGGUCGGGCGGGCGGCGUGAGGAGGUUCUGCAGCGGGGGCCGGGGCGGCCGGUGCCUGCGGCAGACGGCUCUCCCUCCCUACCGCCGCUACCACCACCGGUGGCAGCCAGCAUGCCUUCAGGACCACCUCCUCCCAGCCCCGCGAUCCCGACAUCGUCAUCCUUAUCCCCCUUGCAGCGCUCCUCCGCAGCGGCACUCGCAGCAGCUCCCACAACAUCCCGUCCACCGCCCGGCUCGCAUGCGGUCUCGGCUCGCAGUCCCGACAGUGGUGGUGACAUGCGGGUGAAGGCAGGCCCUCCCGCCACAGCCGCCCCGAGGAGGCCUCCCCAGCAGCCAAGCAGCAGCCCGGGCAGCCCUCCCCCCGGUCCCAACGCAGCAGGCCAUACAGCGGGCGGUUCCGUGGUCCGGCCCUUCGUGCUGCACAUGCUGCGCCUGGCAUGUGCCUCCCUCGCUCCUCCGCCAGCUAUCCACGCCUCCACUACCACUACAGCAGCAGCACUCCCGCAGCAGCAGCAGCAGCAGCUGCAGCUUCGGCCACUGCAACACCCACAGCCUCCUCAGCAGGAGCCGGCCAUGCCAAGUCUCCCCCACCGCCCUUGGCCGCUACGCAACUUGGCGACACUGCUCUGGAGUGUCAGCCGGCUGCGCAUGUGGCUAUCCACGGCUCAGCGCCGAGCCGUACUUGUCGUACUGGACCGACAGCUGCUAAUCGCGCCGCCUGGGGAGCUGGUGCCGCUGCUGUGGGCUGCAGGUCGGCUAGGCGUGCCGCCGGGGACCCCCGGACGACUGCAGCAGGCGCUAGCCUCGCACCCCGGGUUGCGACCCACGGGUCUGCCCGACUGGCAGCUGUUCAUGGUGUUGGAGCUGCUGGUGAUGUGGCGGGUGGCGCCGCCGGCUGGGUGGUGUCAGCAGGUGAUGCGGCGGCUGGUGUGGUGGCUGAGACCCGCGGUUCCGCCGCCGCCCUGGGCGAUGUCCCGGAGGUGGGCGCAGCUGCAGGUGGGGGCUAUGCGGGAGCUGGGCGGGGACGAG